Molecule: messenger RNA, 868 nt
Organism: Blepharisma stoltei
Lineage: Eukaryota; Ciliophora; Heterotrichea; Heterotrichida; Blepharismidae
Source: the annotation of a GenBank genome assembly
AUGGAAAAAGAAUGGAGAGUCAUGGCAUUUAGAAUUUCUAAAUGUUUUGAGUUGUUCGACCACUCGGCUAAGAGCAGGUCAAAUGGCUUUGAUAAAUUGUUGGAUAUUUUUCCAAUGAAAUUUUAUCAAGAAGAAAAAACUAUACUUAUUUGAAAUAAAUAUUUCCUAUUAAGAUAAAAGACAAUAACUUUAAUUUUUAUGAAAAUAAGAUAAAGACUAAUCAACAGAAAUAUUCAUAAUAAAUAGAUAUAAAAGAAUUCAUGACAAUGAAAUGCUUAAUCCUCUGUGAAUUAGCAAAACCUUUGGAAAAAUCCUUUUUGGGUAAGCCCCCACCUUCCAUGAGACAGGAAAAAAACUUUGAUAAUUAGCUAUAUUUUAAAAACAUAAAUUUUCAAAUAUAAAUAAUUUUUACUUUGAAAAAAUACAAUUAAUGUAAAUUUAUUUAAAAAAAUUAACCAAGAAUUUUUUGUGUGCACAUAGAGUGAGGCGGGGAGUUAAAGAAAAAGUUAAAGAAAAAAGAGAGAAAAUUAAACAGUUAGAAGAGUUUUCAGAAAGGCUAAAAAAAUCUAGGUUUGAAAGGAAAAUCAGAUUCUAUAAGAACGCUUAUGAUGCUAGAAAUAGCAAGCUAAACCACUAUAGAGAAAUGGCAAACAAUAAGCCAAUCAAAGUGGAAACUCAAAGCAGGUUGCAGUUAACUUUAAAGACAGAGCCAGGGCGCUUUACUGAUUUGUUUGAGCUUACUGGGAUUGAUGAGCGAGCAAAAACUCCAAAUCCUAGUAAAUCAAGAUUCGGGAAGAGGACUCAAUCUACGCAUCGGUAUAGAUUCAAGUCCAAUGCUUCUGCUUCUUUAACCAGAUCUAUAAAUUAA